Messenger RNA from Momordica charantia (bitter melon), 2706 nucleotides. Lineage: Eukaryota; Viridiplantae; Streptophyta; Magnoliopsida; Cucurbitales; Cucurbitaceae. The record is from RefSeq and is a predicted model, not a curated record.
UGACAAUUUCAAAUUUCAAGGCUCUCAAAUAUUUAUAUCAAUAUUCAGGUCAAUGACUACUUUCCUAUCAGAACCGGUCAUCCUCAUUCGCUAACAGAGUUUCACUCCUAACAAAAGGGGUCAACUAACAUUCUAGCGCUUCAUACAAGAAAAGGAGAGAUGGAAAAUUUGACUCCCAGAUUCAAUUUUUUGUGUUUGAUCUUUUUCUGGACACUCGUACCUCUGUUUCUCAGACGAUCAAUUGCAGGCAACAGCAUAAAAGCAGGGGAACCCAUUAACGAUACCCAAUCAAUUGUUUCAGCCGCCCAGAAGUUUGAAUUGGGAUUCUUCUCUGUGCCCAAAGGCUCCAGUUUCAAGUAUUUAGGAAUAUGGUACAAGAACAUUCCCGAGACAGUCGUUUGGGUGGCAAACAGAGAUAACCCAAUUGUAAACUCCUCUGCGACUCUAAAUUUCAGUGGAGAUGGAAACUUAGUUCUAGUCAAUCAAACAGGUGCGGCUUUUUGGUCUUCAAAUUCGACGAUAUCAGUGAAAACCCCUGUUGCCCAGCUGCUGGAUUCUGGUAAUUUGGUGUUGAAAGAUUCUGGGUCUGAAAUUCCUUUGUGGCAGAGUUUUGAUUAUCCCUCUGAUACUCUGUUACCGGGCAUGAAACUCGGGUGGGAAUCCAAAACGGGUCUGACCCGGAAGUUAACAUCAUGGAGAAGUCCAAACGAUCCAUCGUCCGGAGAAUUCAGUUAUAGCCUGAACACAUAUGGGCUUCCUCAAUUUGUGGUUCGUAAAGGAAACAAGACGAUGUUUAGGGGCUGGCCAUGGUAUGAUCAUGAUUUUGGGCAGGGCUAUGGUAAUGGCUUCACUUAUGAUCUCGUCUACGAUGCUGCUACUGAGAUAUCCUAUUCGUAUAACGAUUCGACGAAUUGGCGUACAAGGAUUGUCAUGGAUUCAGGUGGGUCCGUUCAAAACUAUGAGUGGAGCGAUGUGGAAAAAGAAUGGCACAAAUCAUUCACAUUUGAUGGAGUCGGCUGCAACGACUACGAUUUAUGCGGAAAUUUUGGUGUUUGUAGUUCUGUAGUAACGGCAAGUUGCGGUUGCUUAGAUGGGUUUAAACAAAAAUCAGGCAAAGACAUUUCAUGCGUCAGAAAGGAUCCAGAUAUCUGCAGAGCCGGAGAUGGAUUCAAAAAGAUAAGCAAAGUGAAAUGGCCAGAUUCUACAGGGGAGUUGGUGAAAAUGAAGCUGGGCAUUCAAAAUUGCGGCGCAGAAUGCUUGAAGGAUUGCUCUUGCUUAGCCUAUGGAACACUGGAAUUUCCCAACAUUGGCCUCGGCUGCAUCACUUGGUCUCACAAACUGAUUGAUGUUAGAUUUGUUCCUGAAGUUGGGCUUGGAGAUGAUCUCUACGUGAGAGUUGCCGCUUCAGAAUUUGACAAACUCUGUUUUGAAUUUGUAGAGUCGGCUAACAAAAAGCGUAGAAUUGCGGUGGUUGUGGUUGUGCCAAUCAUAUCAGCAAUAAUCUUUUUGGCCUUAGCCGGCGGUUGGUUUAUCAUUAGGAGAAGAGGUAGAGCUGAUAACGAAGUUGCUGUGACUGAGCCUCCAAUUCAAGAAAAUGAACUUGAGAUGCCUAUUGCUGUUAUUGAAGCUGCGACAGACAAUUUCUCUGCUUCUAAUAAGAUAGGAGAAGGUGGCUUUGGCCCUGUUUAUAAGGGGAAGCUCUCAAGUGGGCAAGAAAUUGCUGUGAAAAAACUGGCAGAAAGUUCUGGGCAAGGGUUGCAGGAGUUCAAAACUGAGGUCCUUUUCAUUUCUCAACUUCAACAUCGGAAUCUUGUUAAGCUUCUUGGCUUUUGCAUCCAAAAUGAAGAAAUUUUACUUAUCUACGAGUACAUGCCAAACAAAAGUUUGGACUGCUUCCUUUUUGAUGACCAAAUGCGUUGUUUACUCAAUUGGACAAUGAGAAUCGAUAUCAUAAUUGGCAUAGCUCGAGGGCUUCUUUAUCUCCAUCGAGAUUCAAGACUUAGAAUAAUACACAGAGAUCUUAAGGUGGCCAAUAUUUUGUUAGAUAAUGAAAUGAAGCCAAAGAUUUCAGAUUUCGGCAUAGCACGCAUGUUUGGUGAAGAUCAAACAGAAACAAAAACAAAGAGAGUUGUUGGGACUUAUGGUUAUAUGUCUCCAGAGUAUGCAAUAGAUGGUUACUUUUCAGUAAAGUCUGACGUUUUCAGCUUCGGAGUCAUGGUUCUAGAAAUAAUCAGUGGCAAGAAGAACAAAGGCUUUUUCCACCCAGAACAUCAACUAAAUCUUCUUGGACAUGCAUGGAAACUUUGGAACGAAGGAAGGGCAUUAGAAUUAAUAGAUGUAAUGUUGGAGGAUCAAUUCCAAGAAUCUGAAGUACUGAGAUGUAUAAACAUCGGGCUUUUAUGUGUCCAAAGACGACCAGAAGAAAGACCAACUAUGUCAACUGUGGUUUCGAUGUUGGAGAAUGAAAACAUGUCGUUAAUACUUCCUGAACGACCAGGAUUCUAUGAGGAAAGGUUUAUAACAUCUGAUAUAGAUUCAUCGUUAGGUGAUCAACUAACUUCAACUUCGAAUAAUGUUACUGUUACAUUGCUAGAUGGUCGUUAGUUGUUUGUUUCUUUUUCCUCUCUGUUUUGGUAUAGGAGGUACUAUAAAUAGAAUGAUUCAACAUUAUUAAAUUGUCUUGUUUUAUUACAUAGUUAAGUUUUU